GGCUACAUUAGAAGACUCCAUAUGUUAGCAGAUCUAAAAUCAAGGCAUGACUUAACAGCUUAUCUUGUAAGAGAAAAGCCCAACCCCAAGGCAGAUUGCUAGUCAGGACUUUCUUCCAAGCAGGACUGUGUGGGGAUGUGUUUUUAGCACUGAACCGAGCGCCACUGUAAAGUACAGAAAGUCGCUUCUCUGCUUUCCCUCUCAAGCACAAGCAUAUACACGUUGCAGCCUUGUGAGACAAAGCCCGGAAGUCUGUCCUGCCUGCUUCUGUAAUCUGGCGCUAUGCAUCCAGCUCCUUGGCCCUUACAGACACUGCUGUAUGUUGUUACUCUUACGAUUCUGUGGCCUUCUGUGAAUUCAGACUUGGCACCUUAUUUUGUUUCUGAGCCACUGUCUGCCAUCCAGAAACUUGGUGGACCCGUAGUACUACAUUGUUCUGCUAAACCUGUGACCGCUCAUAUCUCAUGGUUGCAUAAUGGAAAACAAUUGGAUAGAAACAUGGAACAGAUUGAGAUUCAUCAGGGGACUUUGACUAUUCUGUCUCUUAAUCCCUCCCUUUCGGGUUCCUACCAGUGCGUAGCCAAUAGUAGCAUCGGUGCCGUGGUCAGCGGCCCUGCAACAGUCUCCACUGCUGUUCUUGGUGAUUUUGGUUCAGCAACAAAGCACGUUAUUACAGCAGAAGAAAAAAGUACUGGUUUCAUUGGCUGCAAGGUACCAGAUAGUAACCCCAAGGCUGAGGUGCGCUAUAAAAUCCGGGGAAAGUGGCUGAAACAUUCCACAGAGAAUUACUUAAUCCUUCCAUCAGGGAAUCUUCAGAUUUUGAAUGUAUCUUUAGAGGACAAGGGAUCAUAUAAAUGUGCAGCUUUUAAUCCUGUCACACAUGAAUUAAAAGUUGAACCCAUUGGCCGAAAGCUUCUUGUGAGUCGCCCUUCCUCAGAGGAUUUUCAUAUUCUUCACCCCACACUGUCACAGGCAUUAGCUGUCCUUUCUCAUAGCCCUGUCACCCUGGAAUGUGUGGUGAGUGGGGUCCCAGCUUCUCAAGUGCACUGGCUGAAGGAUGGUCAGGACGCUCUGCGGGGAAGCAACUGGAGAAGGUUGUAUUCUCAUCUUGCCACAGAUAGCAUUGACCCAACGGACUCGGGAAACUAUUCUUGUGUAGUGGGAAACAAGUCUGGAGACAUACAACAUGUGACUUACAUGGUUAAUGUACUUGAAAAUGCUUCGAUUUCUAAAGGACUGCAGGAUCAGACUGUCUCUCUGGGCGCCACAGUGCAAUUCACUUGUGAGGUGCACGGGAACCCAACUCCAAACCGUACCUGGUUCCAUAAUGCGCAGCCUGUUCAUCCUUCCCCACGACAUCUCACUGCAGGAAACGGAUUGAAAAUCAGUGGUGUGACCAUGGAAGAUUCGGGACUGUAUCAGUGUGUAGCAGAUAAUGGGAUUGGAUUCAUACAGUCUACUGGGAGACUUGAAAUUGAAAAAGGCGGUGGACUCAAGCCAGUUAUAAUUACAGCACCAGCAAGUGCACAGGUGGUAGAUGGAGACUUUGUUACUUUGUCCUGCAAUGCCACUGGAGUGCCAAUCCCUGUCAUGCGUUGGUACCACAGGCAUGGGUUGAUAACCAGCCAUCCAUCUCAAGUGCUUAGAUCUAAAUCCCGGAAAUCCCACUUACGACCCGGGGGCUUUGACCUGGAGCCUGUCUACCUCAUCAUGUCCCGAGCUGGCUCAAGCUCUCUGUACAUUCAGGCUGUCACUCAGGAACAUGCUGGAAAAUACACCUGCGAAGCUACGAAUGAACAUGGCACCACGCGGUCGGAGGCAAUCCUCACAGUGGUUCCUUUUGAAACAAAUACAAAAGUGGAAAUGGUCACAGCUUCCAAUCCCACUCAGAAUGAUAAAAGAGAUGGUUCAGAAGCUGGAUUAUUGAGCUCCUUUCCAGUGAAGGAACACUCCAGUGCAGUGGACUCAGCACCAGAGAAAAAUGCUAGUGCUGCCUCGGUCCCUGACGCCCCCAUCAUUCUGAGCCCUCCGCAGACCUACACAGCUGAUACGUACCACCUGGUCUGGAGGGCAGGGAAGGAUGGUGGGCUGCCCAUCAAUGCCUAUUUCGUGAAGUAUCGAAAGCUAGAUGAUGGUGUUGGCCUGGUGGGAAGCUGGCACACGGUUCGAGUCCCAGGAAGUGAAAAUGAGCUCCAUUUAACUGAACUGGAGCCCUCUAGUCUCUAUGAAGUUUUGAUGGUUGCAAGAAGUGCAGCAGGUGAAGGGCAGCCUGCCAUGCUCACCUUCCGAACCAGCAAAGAGAAAACAACCUCGUCAAAAAACACGCAGGCUUCCUCUCCCCCCAUGGGCAUCCCUCGGCGCCCUGUUGUUUCAGAGGCUAUGGACAACUUUGGAGUGGUCCUUACAGAUUCCUCUAGGCAUAGUGGAGUUCCAGAGGCACCUGACCGGCCUACCAUCUCCACGGCAUCAGAGACCUCUGUCUAUGUCACUUGGAUUCCGCGGGCCAAUGGGGGUUCUCCAAUCACUGCCUUCAAGGUCGAAUACAAACGGAUGAGGACCAGUGAUUGGCUGGUGGCAGCUGAAGACAUCCCUCCUUCCAAACUUUCUGUGGAAGUUCGUAGUUUAGAGCCAGGUUCAACGUACAAGUUUAGGGUCAUUGCCAUCAACCAUUAUGGUGAGAGUUUCCGGAGUUCAGCGUCUCGUCCUUAUCAGGUGGCUGGGUUCCCCAAUCGCUUUUCUAACCGUCCCAUCACCGGGCCUCACAUCGCAUACACCGAAGCUGUCAGCGAUACUCAGAUCAUGCUGAAGUGGACGUACAUUCCAUCAAGUAACAACAAUACUCCCAUUCAAGGAUUUUAUAUCUACUACCGGCCGACAGAUAGUGAUAAUGACAGUGAUUACAAGCGGGAUGUGGUAGAAGGUUCAAAGCAGUGGCACAUGAUUGGCCAUCUGCAGCCAGAAACCUCCUACGAUAUUAAAAUGCAGUGCUUCAAUGAAGGGGGAGAAAGCGAGUUUAGCAACGUGAUGAUCUGCGAAACUAAAGUAAAACGCCUUCCUGGAGCUUCUGAGUAUCCCGUCAAAGACUUGAGUACCCCUCCAAAUUCUUCGGGAAGUGGACGAAACGUUGGGCCUGCAACCAGCCCCACCAGAAGCAGCGACAUGUUGUAUCUGAUAGUUGGCUGCGUGCUAGGUGUGAUGGUCCUCAUUCUCAUGGUUUUCAUUGCAAUGUGCCUCUGGAAGAACCGUCAGCAAAACACCAUACAGAAAUAUGACCCUCCAGGAUAUCUCUACCAGGGGUCAGAUAUUAAUGGGCAGAUGGUGGAAUACACCACUCUGCCUGGCACAAAUCGGAUAAAUGGGAAUGUUCAUGGAAGCUUCAUAAGCAAUGGAGGUCUCAGCAAUGGCUGCUCCCAUCUUCACCAUAAAAUCCCUAAUGGAGUCAAUGGAAUCAUGAAUGGGAACUUAAACGGAGGGCUUUACUCGGGGCAUACAAGCUCACUAACCAGGACACAUGUGGAUUUUGAACAUCCCCGUCACCUAGUAAAUGGUGGUGCAAUGUACACAGCAGUACCUCGGACGGACCCGUUGCAGUGCGUUAGCUGUCGAAACUGUCGGAACAACAACAGGUGUUUCACCAAAACUAACAGCACUUUCAGCGUCAGCCCCCUUCCUGUGGUCCCAGUGGUAGCACCUUAUCCUCAGGAUGGUUUGGAAAUGAAGCCCCUCAGUCACAUGAAGAUGCCUGCAUGUCUGGCUUCCACAGUUCCCGACGGUGGCCAGUCACCUGAGGAGAGUUUCAAAGACGACAUGGCACCGAGACCUGCUCAGCAUGCUUGCUGUCGGGACAGUAGGAAUGAGAUCAACUCUGAGUGCUCAGAAGAUACAGCAGAGUUCAACAGAGGAGACAGCUGUGUCCAUUCAGAAACAGAGAACAAAAUUUUAAGUUGGAAUCCUCUUAUUCUGCCCCUUGUGUCCAAGGACUUUACUGAAAAGACCACCUGGUCUCCUCCUGGCAUUCCUUUAGACAGCCCUGCAGGGAUCCUUCAGCAACCCCAAGAAACCUGAGGAAACAACCUAGUUUUGUGUAGUUUUCAAUCAUCUGAGAGCGGUGGGAUCAUUCCAUGUUUCUGAGAACCUCAGUGGCCAUAAGAGCUCCUCCUGCAAGGAUCCAACCUAUUGGCCAGUGUGGCUAAGAGGGAACUGAAGUUUUCAGAUGGAAAGCUAUUCUUUGAUGUAUUGUGUUAUCAGACUUUCUGAGAACAUUGGAAGUCACGCUCAGUUGUAACCUAGUGUUUGUAAUAGCAGGUGUCUUAUGAAUUGUAUGAGUGCCUUCCACAGAAGUGAUAGGUGACUUGUCGACUCUCCGUCUGCACACGAGCACAAAUGAUGUUUGGUUUUCUAGGCACUAGUCACAGAUGGUGUCAUGAACAUGGUUGAGGUUAAGGUCUGUGGGGUUAUUGCUGUAUGCAGAUAGGGGACCACGGCUGGAGAGAAAAAGAUAGCCGUCAGGUCCCACUGCAUUAAAAUUGGAUUGGUUUAUUAGAUUGUCACUGUAGGGCUCUUUCUGACUGUUUCUAAGAGUAGGACAAAAUGAAUUUAAAGUGGCGACUUGGAAAGAAAGACGCACAUUGUGCUCCCGGUGUCAUGCCACCCGAAAAUUAUUAUUUUUCAAGCUUCCAACAUGGGCAACACUUGGAAGAUGUGAGUGUCAGAAAAGAUUUAAUUUGGAGGGAAAGGGGUAUGGUUUGAAAUUUCCUGACUUUUUUUAGAAUGUCGUCAUUGUAAACACACACCUGAAGCUUUGGUUAGCAGAGCCCAUAAAUCAUAGUUACGGCUCCCUCUGAGUGACAAGGACAUUUGCAGCUGCCUUUGGAAGGCUUUUCUUCUCCACAUCUAAAAAAAAAAAAAAAAAAAAAUCCCACGAGAAAACACUACUCCUAUUUAAUAGCUAUUUUAAUAGCUUGAGUCAAGCUUCAGUAGAUCACUGCUUGUUUUUGGAUUGUGCAUCCCUUUGGGGAAAAAAUUAGAAAAUGAUUCUCUUUAUGUAGAGUCAGGCAGUUUCAGCAUAAAUGAAAAAAGUUCACAGUUUCCCAGAAAUUGCAGUGAAAUAGACUAGAAUACUAUGUUAAUCAACUGUUUAUGUAAAUCAGUAUCCCCUUAUAUAUGCCUACGUAUCUUAUAAAUAGAGCUGUUAGUGAAAUACGCUGUUUGAGCUGGGUCACUAUGCAAGAAUGACUUUGAGUAGAAUGUAGUGAGUAUGAUUUCAGGGUCAGGUUUUAGGGAUACUGUAGAAUCAAGUUCUGCAUUCCCAAUGUCCGUACUUAGAGUAUACUGAAUUUAUUCUUCAUGUGGUGUAGAUGCAAUUAGCUUUGGAGGGGGAUAGCUGCCUCCCUUACUUGUGUGACUAACAAAGGACAGAGUCCUAGUGCACAGAAUAUGAAAACAUACCCUGUGUUUUGCCAACCAAGAUACAGCCAUGCUGUCACAAAGGGGGUUUUAGAAAACUGGGGAGUAGAUAUCUGUGGGCAGUCACUUUGAUUCAGGAAACAGAGGUGUACUAGCAUGAGCCUUAGGUCAUAAACUGCUUUUAAAGAUUGAGUUUGAAUAUGGGAUUUGUCCACUAGGAAGAGAAGACGACUUUAUCUUUAGGGCAAUCUCAUUGUGGACUGCUUUUAUUUAUAUUAUUAGUAACGCUGUUUUAAGUGUUAUCCCUUUUAUUGUAUUUUAUUUAUAAAAAAUGCUUUUAUAUAUUGAGACAUAUAAAUAUAAAUAUAUAAAUAUAUAUAUAUAUAUAUAUAAAUAUAUAUAUAUAUAUAUAUAUAAUUGCCUUACCGUUGAGGAGUUAUGCAUUCUCCCUAACCUUGAGUUGUUCGGAACUUGUAUGACCUACACCGUCACCAACAACAGUCCUGCCUGGUGUCGCUUUCCCCAGGAAGUCAGGACACAGCAGCAUCUGUGGCGUGACUGCUGUGUACCAGGCUCCGUUUUCGGUGCUGCUGUGUGCUCUCUCGUUAACCCUCCCAACAAAUCUCCAACACAGUCCCCCCCACCACAGAGCCUGCCUUUCAACCCGAUUUACCCGGAGCCGUAAUCUGAGCUCCUUCCAGUUUUCCAGACUGCUUUCCAAAAGCAUGCGGUUCCCUCUUGCGAUGGAGCCAGCCCAGUUCCGCACGCUCUCGCCCACCCCUGCCGCGUGGUUCCUCUGACUGUGACCCUGAAGCCCAGAAGUUACCCUCUGUCCCACGCGGGCAGAGCUCCGUGCUUAUCACUUGGUCUUCCCGGAGUCUCCCGGUGACAGCCCUCACCCCCACCACCGCCGCUGCCCCCCCGGGAACGGGAUCGUCCCUGGGCUUAGUGAGCACAUCUUUGGUCAGACCUCUUCAUGUUCCUUCUCGUCUUAGAAUUCUCUGUGGUUCUUUGUUUUAGCGUCAAACUCCGCCCCCGCUCCGGUUGUAUCAUUUCACUGUGUCCUUUUACCCACUAGGUACUGGUAGUCGGCUGACAGGUGCUGUGGAGGAUGUACAUGAACUCGCAAUGUUUAAACACCUUGUGAAGUGGUCUUUUCCAAAAGCAUUUCUUUCUGGGCUUUGUGUUUGUGCAGUGAGUCUGUGAAGACCACUACGUCUGUAUCAGGCUGACCAUGUCACAGAGAGCUCAUUCCAGGUGGAGUACUGCCAGGAACUUGACCUCGUGGUGCAUUCCACCUGUGUUGCUCUGUUUUUUUAAAGUAAUGGCUUUGAGAUGCAUGUUUUUGUAUCCUAUUGAAAAGUGUGUUUUCUUUUCCUGAAAGUUGUAAUGUUAUGUUUGGAACUGUACAUAUUUUAAAUGAUGUAGCGUUGACAGGUUUUACCUGGUUGAUAUGACUUUAUAUUAAAAGAGAAUGCUGCUUUCCUGUAGAGUAGCACGUGAAGAUGGGGACCGUCAGAUACUCCCUGUUUGUAGAAAGCUGCUUAUAGCUUGUGGUCGGGGUGGGUGUACGUCUUCCUUGGAAAUUCUUUGGAACUGCCAUCCCCGUCCUCUCCUGAAAAUCCCUAUCGUACAUCCCAGAGCCACGUGAGUUAAUCCCUUCUGUUCUGACCGCAGAGAUCCAGACCCUGAAGGAACAGGAUCUAGGCCAGCAGGUGUUUUAUGGGGAGGCUGGGAGAAUACCUGAGCCCAGGUGUCCCCUUGGGGGGGGUGGUAGGGAUCUCUAUCUCUUUGGAAGGAAGAGAGGAGGGACGGAGAGCAGCCUGAGGAGCAUGGGGAGGAGUGGGCCUUCUGGCCUGCUGUCUGUGUUUACCAUUCGCUUGGAGCAACAUCUCUGUGAACUCCUGGGCAGACACUUAGCCUCCUCAAGAAAAGCAGCCCUGAAAGAAAAAAUCAAAGUGCCUGGGCUGCUUUGAACAGACAGCCAACAGGGUCUUUGGCAUGGGGUGGGGCCUUGUCAUAUUUCAUUCCCCAUGUUGAACUAAGCCUCCCUUAAACCUUAGCUCCAGUCCUGAGCGCCUUGAGAGAACUUGAAAUCCCUUUUCUAAUAAAGUCUGAAUCUGUGAGAACCUAA
Molecule: messenger RNA, 7540 nt
Organism: Zalophus californianus (California sea lion)
Lineage: Eukaryota; Metazoa; Chordata; Mammalia; Carnivora; Otariidae
Gene: CDON
Product: cell adhesion associated, oncogene regulated
Exons: 21
Coding region: 283-4065 (1260 amino acids)
Biological process (GO): nervous system development; cell-cell adhesion; axon guidance
Cellular component (GO): axon; plasma membrane
Molecular function (GO): protein binding
Source: RefSeq, a predicted model, not a curated record